This is a messenger RNA of Scomber scombrus (Atlantic mackerel), 5235 nucleotides long. Its product is annotated as NACHT and WD repeat domain-containing protein 2. The transcript has 8 exons. Lineage: Eukaryota; Metazoa; Chordata; Actinopteri; Scombriformes; Scombridae. Gene Ontology annotation, molecular function: protein binding. The coding region runs from base 1 to 5235 and encodes 1744 amino acids. The record is from RefSeq and is a predicted model, not a curated record.
AUGAAGCGAAUGAAUCCACGCUGGAAGUCGCCCCCCAUGUGGCCGUCGGGAGUGGGGAGCAGGCAGCCCUGCCCGCGGGAGUCGGCGCUGCGCAGGGCGGCCAUCAGUGGCAACAUCCUCGCUCUGCCUCCGCAUCAUGUCCCCACCGGCCGCAGCGUCCGGGUCUACAUCUGUGCCAACCCCGACGACACAGAAGCGGAGAGGAACGCACUGAAAGAGCACGUCUACCCCAAACUGCGAGACUUUUGCAGGGAGAACUAUGGGAUUGAAUUCCAGGUGGUGGAUCUGUACUGGGGCGUAGAUCCAGAAGAGUGGGACAGUCCAGACCUGCAACGACUCAGAAUGAAGCUCCUGGAGGAAUGUCUGAAGACGUCCGCUGGACCGUGUUUUGUUGGUCUGGUGGGAGAAAAGUACGGCAGUAUUCGAGUGCCAGGGGAGGUGGAAUCAGCGGAGUUUGAGAUGAUCUUAGAUGCUGCUGUGGAAGCGGGGCUGGACACACACAUCUUGGAGGAGUGGUACUGCAGGGAUGAAAACUCUGUGCCACCCGCAUACUACCUCAAACCCAAAGCCCAAAUGCUUAAGAACUACCAGAACUCUAUGGAGUCGAGCAGCGUGGCCAAGAGCAAGAACGACAAGGCCUGGAGGAACGUGUCGGAGGAGAUCAAGAGGAUCUUCCGAACGGCAGUGCUGCAGCUUCAAGAGAAAGGGACCAUGAAGAGCGCUCAGGCCAAGAAAUUCCUUUGCUCUGCCUUGGAGGAUGAAUUAGACUUCGCCCUUGGGAAGCAAACUCCUGCCUUUCUCAGGAAAUGUGUUUGCUACAUUCGCAAGAUCUCCAACUUUGACCGUUUCGCCAAACUCCCUGACAUGGGCCGGUACAUGGACAUCGUGGUUAGUGCCGACCGCGUCAUGCGCAACCAGGAAUCCUAUGAACGCCUUCUGAAGGUACGGGACGAGUUCAUCCCCACAGUCGUGGCUUCCUCCAACCUCCGCGUCUACUCUUCGGUCACUCACUGCGACAUGAAGUUAGGCUACUCCCAGGAAGUGGAGAGCCACUAUGUGGAAGGUCUGUGUAAACAGUUCUACGAGGACAUGGUGGAUAUCAUCCAAGCCACGGUCCAGCAGAAUUUUGACACAGAGACUGACCCACUAUACGAUGAGAUCCUGCAGCACCUGUCCCUCUGUAAAAGCUACGCGGAGCUCUUCGAGUACAAGAGCGAGUCGCUGGAUUAUGUGCAGGAGUAUAUUCUGCCGUCCAAGGGGAGCAGAAUGAGCCCUCUGGUGGUGUACGGGGGACCCUGCACUGGAAAGACACUGCUGCUAUCUGAAGUUGCCAAACAGGCCUACACAUGGCUGCAAAAAGAGAUUGGACCUGAAGCAGACCCAGUGGUCAUUGUCCGUUUUAUUGGCUCCAGCCAGCCCUCCACAGACCUACGCACCCUCCUCCAGAGCAUCUGUGAACAGAUUGCAAUAAACUACCGCUGCCUGAUUCACUUUUUGCCUAACAAGAUCCAGGAGAUGAGGGAGCUCCUGAUCAACCUUCUAGGGGAAUCAUCAUUCCACAGGCCCUUGGUCAUCGUCCUGGAUGCUCUGGAGCAGCUCUCAGAAGCUGAUGAAGCACGCAAGCUGUGGUGGCUCCCGAUACACCUGCCUCGGACAGUCCGCAUUGUAGUCUCAACAUUGCCCAAUAAACACGGCAUCCUGCAGAAGCUCCGACACACCAUCCAUGAUGAAGGGUAUUAUGUUGAAUUAAUCCAGAGAGACCGCAAGGUCUGCAGCCAAACAUUAAAGCAGCAGUUGCUGGGUGUGAAGAGAAAGGUCACUUCAGGCCAACAGAUCUAUGUCAAUGAAGCACUUGCCAAGUGUACAUUGCCAAUGUUUGUCAACCUCAUCUACAGAGAGGUAGUUCACUGGAGGUCUCACAAAGAUGUUGACGACAAGUCCUUGUGCUCCACAGUACAUGAAAGCAUAGAACAGUUAUUCUACUCAGUAGAGAAUAAGUUGGGCCAACGAUUUGUCGUCAGAGCAUUAGGGUAUAUCACCAUGGCCAAGGCAGGGUUAACUGAGGUUGAGUUGGAGGAUAUUCUGUCUCUGGAUAACAUAGUUCUUGGUGAUGUCAUUGUGGCGUCUUACCUGAAAAACCCCUUGAGGAUCUCUUAUGACUUGGUUGCAAGGCUCAAAGAGGAGCUAGAAGGUUAUCUGGUUGAACGUCAGGUACGCAACGUCACCCUGAUGGUCUGGGCCAACAGACACCUGCAUCUCAUUGCUCAGAAACUGUAUCUGAGCAACGAGGAGGAUGUCCAUCAAAUGCACAGCCUUCUAGCAGAGUACUUCCUGGGGGCAUGGUCAGGAGGCAGGAAGAAGAUCUUUACUUAUGAUAACAACCAUUUCACUUCACUGAAUAUAUCUCAUCACAAAAACCCCCACCAUCAGCAGUCUCAUGAGAAAACAUCUUCUGACAAGUACUCCUAUGACAGGCAAACUCCCGAGCAGCCUUGGGUGUUCCAGUGCAACCUUUUGGAGCCUGACAUUUUCUUUGUCAACCACAGGAAGAUGACGGAACUGGUGUACCACCUGACCAGGAGUGGACGCACUGAUGAUCUCAUGUUUGGAGUCAUCAUGAAUUUCAGCUGGCUGUACACAAUGAUUAAGAUUGGCCAGUUUGAAAAGGCUUUAACAGACAUUGACCUAGCUUACAGCUACACCCAAGAAAAAGAGCUAAAGUUCCUGGCCACCACUCUUCGUAGUAUCAAGGUAAAAGUGUUGAAGAACCCAGCAUCACUCUCUGCAGAACUACAGCAAAGGCUUCUGCCAGUUGUCACCUCCCUACCCAAGCUCAGACAUCUCCUCCUGGAGUGUGACAAAGAUGGCCCAAAGUACUGCUCCAUUGUGCCUCUCCACUCCUCUAUGGAUGUCACUUACAGUCCAGAGAGGCUUCCUCUGUGCUCAAGCUACAUGCAGAUUGUGGAGAUCUUGCCCACUCUAGCCCCAAACAUAGUUCUCGUGGCCCUUGAAGAUGGGUCUGUCAGCACCUGGGAUGUAGAGAGCAGACAACUUCUACGACAGAUUGACACAGCCAGAUCUGUUGUACUGGGAAUCAGGCUAACCACUGAUGAGAAGUAUCUGGUUGUGGCCACCACCAAAAACACGCUGCUUAUCUAUGAUAAUCACAAGUCCUGCCUUUUAUCUGAGGUUGAAAUCAAGGGGUCCAAGCAUAGUGGUGUGACUGGUGGGGUGGCCUUCAUCAACGGUUUUACUUUGUCAACCCAUCAUGCUUUGGCUUGGCUUGAGGCCAGUAAAGAUGUCAACGUCAUCGACCUACUCUACGGCUGGCCUCUCUACCAGUUCCAUUGCUGGUAUGAAGUGACUUGUGUCCAGUGCUCUCCAGAUGGGAUGUAUGCCUUCUGUGGCCAGUACCUCAACACUGCAUCAGUAUUUCAUCUGGGAAAUGGUGACAAGUUGGCCACUGUGACCUCUGAGUUUUCUGGGGGGUUCGUCAAGUCCAUCCUUGUUCUAGACACCCUUAACCAAAUGGUGAUGAUUGACAAUGAAGGCAGUCUGUCAGUGUGGAACACCAAAGAGAUCACCAACCCAAAGCUGAUGGAGGAUUAUGAUUGCAGAGGGGAUGAUAGUGAAGUAGUGGGCAUUGAGUUGUCUGAAGACCAGCGCUCUAUUCUCAUUUGCAAGGCCAGAAGUAUCGAGGUUCUGGACACAAAAGUAUGGAAAAUGGUAGAGAAGUUCAAAGCCAAACGUACGGAGCGCUUCGUGGCUGCUGUUCUAUCCAAAAAUGGACAAAGCAUUGUGGCCUCCAUGGAGAACACCUCCUCUAUCUUUGUCUGGAGGAGGGACAGUGGACAGUGCAUGGCUAGCCUGAUUGAAAUCUCAGGGGCUAUCGUCAAACUCAUUAAAUCAGUCCACCACAAUCUACUCCUUUCUGUUGCCAGCAGUGGAGUGCUGUCUGUUUGGGAUAUUGAUAUUAUCACAGCCAUGUCCAAUAUUGACAAAACAGGAAAGAAGAUCCAGACCUUGCAGCUGUCUGGCAGAGAGGAUUAUGUGUUUACCAUGGAUGGUUCAGAAGCUGUUCACAAGUGGAACUUCAGCACUGGAUUUAUCGAGACAGUCUUCAAGCAUGAGGGCAUGGUGGAGAAUUGUGUCCUAACCUCUUCAGGGGAUCUCAUGGUUACUUCAGAUGACAAGUCCAGUCAGUACAUCUGGCAAACUAACACUGGAGAAAACAUCUUCCGCAUCAAUGGACAGAGAAUCUCCCAGCUGCUAAUCACCCACAAUGACCAGUUUGUGGUAUCCCUCUGUGAGCAGAAUGCUUCUAGAGUCUGGAGACUCGCAACUGGUCACAAAGUGUGUAACAUUUUGGUCACCCUCCAGAGUGCACUCAUUACCACUGCAAACACUUUUAUUGUGGGAACCUCGAAAAACAAGCUCCUGGCUGUUAGCCUGUGGUCAGGCAGUGUCUCCAAGAAGUUUGUCUGUGAUGAUGGCAUUACCAUUGUCAACUUCAAGCUCAUUCCUGACUGUCCUGACUGUGUGGUGUUCAUCACAUCCACAGAGACUGUUAUCAUCUGGAGUGUGGCAGAUGAGUCGGUUUGCAGACGUGUCCAGUUGCCAACCAACUUCCUCAAAAAUCUAGAGGACUUCCAGAUCUCACCCAAUGGGAAACUAGGAAUUGUCUCCAAAGGUGAUGAGAAUAUUAAUGUCCUGGACCUUCACAGUGGGAAGCUGAGGCUUGUCCAUGCUGCUGGUAUAAUCUGGCGCCAAAAAUUAUCAAGAGAUGGACGUUACCUUGUAUAUGUCUGUUUCCGUAACUGCGAUGAGGACGACGAUGCCGGUGUUGUAUCUAAUCUGAUCGUGAUGCGCCUUGCUGAUGGUAAGAGCAUUGGCACAUGCUCCCUGUACAAGACCCCCACCUUCUUGUCUCUCUCUCAGCGAGCUCUAAACAUCAUAAUUGGCUUUGAGGACGGUAGUAUUGGCACGUACACAGUGGUGGACCGUGUAGAUGCUGCCCUCAAGAUAAAGAUAGCCACUUCAAACAGCCGACAGAUUGUCAACAAUGCCUCGCAGAAGGUGCGGCCCAAAUGUGGUAACCAUUCCUUUAAGACCGUUGCAGACUGCACUUGGAGGGAGUCAACAGAGGUCUUCUCCAGGGACAGCCCCAUCAAUGUGUCUGACUCCGGUGAAGGUGAGUCAACCACGCCUACAAAAAAGACUGAGCUGCUGCAGUGA